CUCCCUUUUCCAAGUUUAAGUACCAAAAAUCCUUCAUCUUGAAGUAACUUCCUUUCUCUAUUAGUAAUCAGUAAAGAGAUUGUUUGAAAUUAUUCAAUGCUAAUUGAAAUGAAUAAUUUAGUUGAUUGCUUAUAAAUUUAUUAAUAACCUGAUGAAAAAUAUGUUUAUAAACUGGCAAUUUAAAAUGUAUAUUGUUUAUUAUUAAAUAAGUUCUAAACUAUAGGUUCAAAAACAAGUAAAUGUAUUCUAUUUUCUUAUUCUCUGUUUUAGGAAUGCAAAUAUGGCUGGUGCCAAUUCUACUGGUCACGAAUUUCCUCCUUACAGACUCAUUCAAAUCUGGUGCUCCUGUUUCAAAAUGUUCAACUAUGAUACCUCACCAUAUAGAUAUUGCUCCACAGACUACUUCAUCUUCAUUCUUACUAGAUGCUAAUCCAAUAAACGUAGAAAAUGGGCUAUGUAAAGUAAAACUUCACAGCACUAACAGAGAUAAUUUUGCUGGGUUUUUAAUUCAAGCAAGAGUCUCAAGCGAUAACAAUACAGUUGGUAGUUUUGUCAAAUUUCCUGAUGAUGCUAAAGCAAUAAAUUGUCUAGAAAUAGCGAAUUCUGGAUUAACUCAUGCAAGUAAUGUGAAGAGAGAUGUACUUGAAGCUAACUGGAUUGCCCCUGAAAAUUUUGAAGGAGAGGUUCACUUCAUUGGAACAGUUGUAGCUAAUUUCACUACAUUCUGGACUGGAAUUAUAUCCCAAAACCUUCCUAUUUCAAAAAGGUCAACUUCGGAAAAAACAUUUUCAGCUGCAUCUAAACUCAAGGACUUCCUUAAUGGCUGUGGAACUAAUAAAAAAUGCAUAGGACAUCCAGCUGAUUGUAUUACCAGUGAAAAAUGUGAUGCUUUAGUUGCGAUCUCAUAUGAAGGAGAUCAGUAUAUAUUUGAAAUGUAUGGCAAAGACAGCCACUAUGUAGCUAUUGGUUUUUCUGAAGAUAACAAAAUGGGAGGAGAUAUGGUUAUAGAAUGCAUUAAUCAGAAUAGUAAUGAAGUAAAAGCAUACAAGUCCUGGAAUAUACCUAAUCAGAAGCAAAAUAAACGUGUUGAAGAACAAGUAGGAAUAUCACUGAUUCAUGGAAAAUACACAGAUGGUGACAUUGAUUGUAAAGUUUCAGCAGAAGUAAUAUCUGAAGUAGAAAAUGUUAAAUUUGAUUUUGAAAAGAACCCCUACUAUCUGUUACUAGCAGCUGGAAAAAGUUUAAAAGAAAAUAGUGUUGGUUUUCAUGAUGUUGCAUACGAUGUGACUAAUAACAAACAGCUACUUUCAGACCUUAGUCUUAAAAAAAAUAAUGACAUCAUCUAUGAUGGUUGUGAAACAGAAAAAAAUUGUUUUGGGUACCCAGACAAUUGUAUAAUCAAUCAAAACUGUGAAGGUCUUGUGACAGUCAGUGUUCAAGGGACACGUUAUAUUUUUGAAAUGAAAGGGAAGAGUGAUGGCUAUAUUGCAACUGGUCUCUCUAGAGAUAAUAAAAUGGGUGGAGACAGUGUUAUGGAAUGUGUUCAUGAACCUGGAGACAAAAUAAAUGUGUAUAUGUCUUAUAACAAAGCUGGUGAAAAAUCUAACACUAGAAGGAAAAUAAUUCAAACUGGUAUAAAUAUGUUGAAUUCAACAUUUAUUGAUGGUACAAUUUACUGUAAAUUUUCACGUGAUGUUAACACAGUAAUUGAAAAUGAAAUAUUUGACCUUUCUAAUGAUAAAUAUUUUAUUUUAUUAGCUGCAGGAAGCUCUAUAAAAGAUGGUGCUAUUGGUUUUCAUGAUAAUUUUUAUGUAGUCAGUGGCCAACAAAGGUUAUUAUCAGAUAUUGCAGCAUUUUCAACCUCAUCAAAGCUUCUUUUACGCCUACACGGCUCUUUUAUGGUAGCUGCUUGGCUUGGUUGUACAAGUAUUGGUAUUGUUUUGGCACGUUACUUUAAACAAACAUGGGUUGAUAGCUCACUCUGUGCCAAGGAUCUUUGGUUUGCUUGGCAUAGGAUGUUUAUGCUAGUUACAUGGUGUUUAACAUUAGCUGGAUUUGUGAUUAUUUUUGUUGAACUUGGAGGUUGGGUAGGUCCAAAUAGCCAAUCUCAUGCUUUAAUGGGAUGUAUUACAACAGUUUUGUGUUUUAUCCAACCAAUUGGAGCAGCUUUUAGACCACAUCCAACUGCAAGGAAAAGGCCUGUAUUUAACUGGUUACAUUGGUUUAUUGGUAACACAGCACACAUUUGUUCUAUUAUAACAAUAUUUUUAGCAGUACCUUUAAAUAAAGCUGAAUUGCCAGACUGGGUUGAUUGGCUGCUUGUAGUUUUUGUUGCAGCAUAUGUAUUUAUCCAUUUAGUACUUUCAUGUGCUGGAUGCCUCACUGAAAGAAAAUUGGGAAAAAGGGUUAAUUCAUUUCCAAUGAAAGACAUUACAGCAAGCAGAAAUGCUCUAAAUGCUGUUGAUAGGAAACAGGAUGCUCCACUCUCUAGUCUUAGGAAGCUGAUGCUUUUUGUUCACAUUGUUGUAAUGACUGCAAUAACUGGAUCUGUCAUCAUAGUGAUAGCGCUGGCUCCUGUAGAAGUUCAAUGGAAUAGUUUGAAGAAUAAAUUUAUGCCUACAUAAAAUAAUAAGGUCAACUGUGAUAUAUAUAUAUUUCUGUAUAUUACUUUAUUACCAACCAUUUGUUGUGAGUUUAAAGUGAAUUGUUAUUUGUGAUGUUCAAGCAUCUUGAAGCUAAAAAUGUGACUAUUUCAAACAAAAGCAAAACUUGUCUAGCUAAUGCUUCGAAUUAUACCUUAUAUUUUUGUUAAUAAUUUUUCUCCAAUCUGAUUUUUUUUUUGUUUCAUUGCUUUUAAAAAAAAAGUAGAACAGUCCUUAACUAUUUUUUUUAUUUAUAUUUUUUUCAGAAUAUUUAAUUUUUUUAGUGUAUACAAAUAAAUAAAACUAUAUAAAAUUAAAUUCUUUGGUUCAGAUAAUUGAUAGCAAAAAGUCUAAAUAUUAAGAUAAUUAAUAUUUAAAUACUGUAAAUCAUUUUGUGUGUAAACAUAUUGAUAUUGCAAAAACUUUAUUUAAAAAAAUCAAUAUAAACCUAAAAAAUUAAUUAGAACUAAUUUUACAACUACACAGCUAAUUAUAAAAAAUAUACAAAACAAUUUUAAAUUCUGCUAUUCUCAUGAAGCAAUAAUUAAAAAAUAAAUUAGAUUAUGUUUUUAUUUAUUUAUGGAUUUUAAAUAUGGUGAUAAUUUAGAAUAAAAAAAUAUUAAAGUAAAAGAUAUCAAAUAUGGGGGUGAAUUAAAAAAAAACAAGCUCUGUACACAAAAUUUCAAUUUUAAGAUUUUUAUAUUUGAAUAGGUAAAAAACAAUGGCAGUAAUCAUAAGAGGUACCAAAAAAGUCUUUCAACCUAUUGUAAUAUUUUACACAUUAUUAUCUAUUUUUCUGAUAUUCCAGACCAUCUUCUGCUCUAAAAUAAUUGCAUGAGUUA
Molecule: messenger RNA, 3484 nt
Organism: Nezara viridula (southern green stink bug)
Lineage: Eukaryota; Metazoa; Arthropoda; Insecta; Hemiptera; Pentatomidae
Source: the annotation of a GenBank genome assembly